AUGUUAUCAUCAAAUCUUACAACGGAGCCAUCGUCAAUGAUAACGACGGCUGAUGAAGAUUCUGAUUAUGCUUGGCGAAUGAGAAUUUAUCCAAAUGGAAUACAUGAUCAUCCAAAUCUUGUAUCGUUAUACUUGGAAGCAAUUCAAACACCUUUUGAAAAAAAUAAUUGUUGCAUCGAAAGAAAUAACAUCGAAUUCAAAUUUUUAGAUUCUUUAUCUUUGGUGUAUGAAACUAACACGCAAAAAUUUGAUUUUGAUUUACAAGGUGCACGUGUUAUCAAUGGGUUCCCUUCAAUUGGAACAUUCCAGAGAGAAGAAAUUAAUUUAUUAGUAAAACUUCAUAUUUAUACCUAUACUAAAUCACAGUUUCAAGAUUAUUAUAAAGGAUUCAAUAAUGAACAAUCUUUAACUACAUUCGAGAGAUUUUACAAUCAUGACGCUUAUUUUGAUGUGGAAUUUACAUUUGAAGAGGAAAAUUAUAAUAAUGCUAAUACAAAAAAUUCUAUAAAAGCUCAUCUUUAUUAUUUAUAUUCUUUGAAAUUAAAGGAUAAUUUAUCAUUUGAUCUGCUAAAAGAUAUUUACAUCAAUUCUGGGAUAAUGGGAUUAGAAAAUUUGUGUAAAUUAGCAGCUGAUCAAUUGGUAAAUUUGAUAAAUUAUGAUAAUUGGGAUCAAGUAUUAAAAGUUGCUUGGGAUUCAGAUAUUUUGUCUAGUAAAUUACAAUUAAAGAAAUCAGCUUUAGAUUUUGUACAUGGUAAUUGGUCAAUUAUAAGAAAUACUGAAAAUAUGAAACAAUUAUUAGCUUCUGCAACUAUAGAAUGUAUAGAAGAACUAAUGGAAACCAAAAUAUUUGGUACUCCAAAAUGA
Molecule: messenger RNA, 864 nt
Organism: Entrophospora sp. SA101
Lineage: Eukaryota; Fungi; Glomeromycota; Glomeromycetes; Entrophosporales; Entrophosporaceae
Source: the annotation of a GenBank genome assembly